Messenger RNA from Suillus subaureus, 1053 nucleotides. RefSeq lists its product as uncharacterized. The record is from RefSeq and is a predicted model, not a curated record. The transcript is spliced from 9 exons. Bases 1 to 1053 code for a protein of 350 amino acids. NCBI's taxonomy places the organism in Eukaryota, Fungi, Basidiomycota, Agaricomycetes, Boletales, Suillaceae.
AUGUCUGCUAGUUCAUCUGAGGUCCUUGACGCGCCGUGUAAAUGUUCCGGGAACCAGGUAUCAGGGAGAAAUCUGGUUAUUUGCAUCGACGGGACAUCAAACAAGUAUGGUGAUAAAAACACCAAUAUCGUCGAACUAUAUAGCGAGAUGGUCAAGGAUCGCGAACAGUUAACGUACUACAACAGUGGUGUAGGAACGUAUGCUAAGGGGCAUACACACUGGAUGAAGCAGGUCUCGAGUGUCUUUGAUCUGGCCUUUGCAUUUAAUAUCAGCCAAACCAUUAUGGACGCCUACAGAUGGCUCUCAGACACGUACAAUCCUGGUGAUAAGAUCUUUCUGUUUGGCAACCCAGGGUUUUCGAGAGGUGCAUACCAAGUUCGUGCACUGGCAGGACUGAUCCACGAAAUGGGACUCAUAUUACCUGGCAACAUAGAACAGAUCCCCUAUGCCUUCGAGCUUUACUCCGCCAUCAACAGUGGAAAGCUCAAGGAUAAGUUGCUUGCGGAAGGAUUCAGAUCGACGUUCUCGAGACAGGGCGUAGUAAUACAUUUCAUCGGUGUAUGGGACACCGUUUCGUCUGUUGGUAUCAGGAAGGAGAAGAUUUUACCGUCCACCGAUACAUGUGAUCACAUUUGCUACUUUCGCCAUGCACUUGCACUAGACGAGCGCAGGGUGAAAUUCCUACCGGAGUAUGUCUAUGGAGGCAUGAGCGAUCGACCGAAAUCCCAGUUCGUGCCACCACCCAAGGACGAAUAUCGUCACAAGGAAGAUCAUGCGGAAGAUCGUGUUAAGGAUCGCGUAAAGGAGGUUUGGUUUGCUGGUAGUCAUUCAGAUACGAAUGUGCUUAAUUUCCAAGACAUGCCAUUACUAUGGAUGCGUGAAGAAGCUCUCGAGGCGGGGCUUGUGCUCCAUCCUCCAAAGGUAGCUUUCAGAUUUGAAGAUUUGAAGGCACCCAAGAUGAAUAACUCGUUAACUCUUCGAUGGUGGCUACUCGAGCUAUUGCCUAUCAGACGUCUUUACUACAAUAACUCCAACCAGCAUACGUCAUUGUAA